Messenger RNA from Phyllopteryx taeniolatus (common seadragon), 1451 nucleotides. Its product is annotated as pleckstrin homology-like domain family B member 1. Gene Ontology annotation, biological process: regulation of microtubule cytoskeleton organization. Gene Ontology annotation, cellular component: basal cortex. NCBI's taxonomy places the organism in Eukaryota, Metazoa, Chordata, Actinopteri, Syngnathiformes, Syngnathidae. The record is from RefSeq and is a predicted model, not a curated record. The transcript is spliced from 7 exons. Bases 1 to 549 code for a protein of 182 amino acids.
AUGCCAGAUCUGUCGACUGACAAAUUCAUGGUCAACACAGACACCAACAUCAAGCCGCUCUCGUGUCGUACGCUCAGAAUCACAGAUGGAGAAGCUUUGGAAGCAGGAACCAAGAAGUUUGAAGAUCUGGAGUUUCAACAACUUGAGAGAGAAAGCAGCUUGGAGGAGGAAAGGGAAACAAUGAGCCAGCAGUUGUUGCGGGAGAGAGCAGAGGCCAAGAGGAAGGAGAAAGUGUCUGCUUUGGAGAACCAGGCCAACCAGCUGGGCCUCCAGGCAUCUCAGGAAUGUGAGCGUCUCGCCAAAGACAGGACCAUCACGCUGCAAAUGCGCCAAAAGGAGGAGGAGAGGCUGUCUGAUUUGGAACAAAGGUACCACAGUUUAACUGGAGGAAAGAGCUUCCCAAAGUCCUCUACAGCCAUGCGAGAAGUGUUCCGUUCCAAGCUUGACAGUGAUCCAGGGCAGUCUCCUCAUCAAGCCAAGUCUGGAUCUACUCUGCAGCAGGGAGCAGCAACACUGGGCCGCAACACAAGCUCGAAAGCCCUCUUCUGAGCGCCAAAAGCUCAAGCAGCCUGCCCAGGAACCUGGCUGCCACCCUGCAGAGCGUUGAGACCAAAAGGCAGCUCGGUCUGCAGCAAAAAGGUCAACAGGUGAUUGAAGAGCAGCGACGUCGUCUGGCUGAGCUAAAGCAGAGAGCAGCGGCAGAAGCUCAGUGCCAGUGAGAGGCGCUCCAUAGCUUGCAGCCUCAACUCAUCAACCCCACGCCCUCCUACUCCCUAGUCAUGUCCUACAGUCCCACACUGAGUCACAGGUCUACAGGCCACCAUCCUCUGGUCCAACACUCCAUCCUACACCACCAUCCAGCAUCAGCCGGAGAGCAGCCCUACGACACGUUGAGUCUGGAGAGCUCUGACAGUAUGGACACUAGUGUGUCCACGGGGAACAACUCCGCCUGGUCACCAGAUAAUUUAUCCAGGUACAGUGAUGCCUCGAUUUACAAAUUUAAUUGGUUCUUGAACGGGGUUUGUAAAUUGAACAUCAUUUUCCCAUAAGAAAUAAUGCAAACCUGAAUAGUUGGUUAUAGCCUCCGCAAGAGUCCCUAUUUUAGUAACAGUUUGUACACUUUGAACACAGUAAGAAGCUAUACAAUACUGUAUAUAAGACAUGACAAGGUGUGAGCGAUCAAAAAUCUCUAUUAACCAAGUCAACAACAAAUACAAGCGGAUCUGUCCUCCUCAUUCAAAUGCAACUGCCCUGGAUGGAUGUUUUGCGGUGGAUUUUUUCGCCUGUGGUUCUGAGUCGAUGGUCCCCGGGAGAACACCGGCUUCCGUUGGGCAAGAAUGAAUCAAGACUUCGAGACACCAUGGCUUUUGGGCUAAUUAGAUUUAUUGAACAAGCCUUAGUGUCAUAGCAGCUGCUUACAAAGCCAGAACAAAGAAAAAAGCCCCCGAAAC